UAUUUUUUGAAACAUUUUCCAUUCCAGAGAUGGAUCCAAAUGAGCUGCUGUGGCCAUUCAGUGAUGAGAACCCAAAAAACGUCCUUGGAAAAUGACUUUGUUCGUCCUUGGGGUCUAUUUAUUGGUUGGCCUCUGAGUUUUUCUCCACCAGUGCAGAGAAAGGGCCUUGAGGAUGUCACCGGAGCAGCCGUCUCUCUCUGGCUACAACAGCCGGUCAGAUGAUGUCAAGGCGGCCCCCAUCCCUGCGGCAACCUCUCAAUCCCAACAUCACCAUCACGGAUGACAGAAGAAGGAUGUCGGAUGUUCUUCCUUGGUCUAUAAUGUGAGGGUUGGAUCUGAUUCCUGGUGUUGGACUGUGAAGGGAGCAGGAUGAUGGACAUGGUCUUGGAUUUGGCAGGAAGGAUGACAAAGAACUGUGGUCCCCACAAUACAAAAGUAGAUGCUGAGGCCCUGAAAAGUGAGCAGGGAAGAGCAACAAAGAGGAUAAUGGAUCUGGAGGCUAAAUCAUGUCAUGAGCCACUAACUGGGUCUGGGUAUGUUUAGCUUAAUGGAGAGAAAGCUCAGGGGAGACACGAUAGUAUCUUGCAAUAUUGGAAAGGCUGUCAAGGGAAAAGGGUGUUGAUUUAUCCUCCAUAGCAUCUGAAACAAUGGUUGGAAGCUCCUCAGAGGGAGAUCUAAUAGAAGGAGGAGUUUCCUGACAGGGAGAACAAUUUUUUUUUUAAUUUGAUUUAUAUGCUGCUUUUCUCCGGAGACUCAGGGUGGCUUACAAUACGUUAAGCAAUAGCCUUCAUACUUUUGUAUAUUUAUACAAAGUCAGCUUACUGCCCCCACAAUCCGGGUCCUCAAUUUACCUACCUUAGAAAGGAUGGAAGGCUGAGUCGACCUUGAGCCUGGUGAGAAUUGAAUUCGCAGUAAUUGCAGGCAGCUGGAUGUUAAAUGCUGCCUUAGGAGGCAUUAGCCUCCUACGCCACUCAGGCUCCUCAUUAACUAAUGGAGUAGCUGGUUGAGUUGUGAGCGCUCCCGUUACUUGCCUCAGCUCCUGUGCCCACCUGGCAGUUCAAAAGCAUGCAAAUGUGAGUAGAUGAAUAAGCACCACUUUGGUGGGAAGGUAACAGCAUUCCAUGGGCCCUGGGGGUAUAGCCAUGCUGGCCACUUGACCACGGAAAUUGUUUUCAGACAAUGCUGGCUCCCUCGGCCAAAAAGGGGGAUGGGCACCAUCCUCUAGAGUCAGCCAUGACUGGACAGAGUAAAUCUUCACUUUUACUUCAUUAUCCUAAACAUGGAGAGCCCUGUUUGAAGGGGCAAAGAAAUCAGCUGGAAAUUCCAGGCACCCUGGUGGUGGUGGGUUUUUUUUCCUUUUUUUCUUCCAUUUCCUUAUUGACAUAGCUGUGACUUUCCAUCCUGUGCUGUUUCAUGAGGGAUGCUAUCUCUUGUCUUUUCACAGCCCAAAGGCGCCGAAGCCAAACUCGGAAACAAAGAGAAGAAAUUGCUGGGUCAGGUCCUGUCCACAUUACGGCAGGAACUGAGCCUGUCCCCAUCGAAGAAGAGGAAGAGGUUGUCUCAGUCGGGGUCUCCCUUUCCUCCACUUUUCUUCUGAUGUGCGACUAAUGCGGACCUUUGCUUUUUUUCUCCCAAGUACUGUUGGCCUUUUGAGUUUUCCUAGUUUUCCUUUCUGUCUUUCCUGUCUUUCUGCUUGGCAGGAACAGAAGAAGAAGGAAGAGGCAAAGAGUGGCAAGUGGCUUCGUCCAGAAAGUCCUGGGCCCAGUUGAGAUAUUCAAUGUUUCCUGUCCCCAUGGCCCUCAUGCUUAUGAGCAGCCAUCUCCUCACCCUUCCCAGAUGCAUGGACAUCCACGGGAGAACCACCACCAACCAAAUAGAAGGCAUUGCAUCCAGCAGUGAGAGAUUAUUAGCCUGUCCCAGCUUGGCCAUUUAGGAAAGACAGAUUCUCAUCUCCAUUUACAGUCGAGUUGCAUUUAGUAAAAGGUAGGCUUUUACUAAAGCCAAGUGGUUACAGCGUAAGCAAAGCUAGAUCUGAGGAUUCCUGCCUAAACCCGGUAAUUUUCCCUUUCUUCACCCUCAUCUUCUUGUUAGUGUCCAAUGUGGGUCAAAUUAGUUGUUUUGGUUACAAUUCCCCAAGUUUGGUGCCUCUUUGGUGGGCAUUCACAUUCCUUUCCCAUGCCUGUGUCCUUGGAUCGUUCAACCGUUGUCUCUGGUUGGCACUUCUGGUUCCUGUCAUCCCCCUGUCCCUGUAUUACCCCCAUCUCCCCUCCCCAUACUUUAUGGCAGGCUGCCAUCAAAGUGAAGCAGGGCUGAAGCGGUGUGAUGGCAGCGCGAGAUCUUCUUGAAGACCAGAGAAGCUCUUCCCUUCUUCCUGAUGUCUGAACUAGCUUCCUGAGAUGUGGGAAGGUGGCAAUGCAUGACCAUCCUUGGUCCCCUUAUUGGAACCACCUGGGCUACCUGGUUCAAGGGUCUCCCAGUUUAUCUCUGGAUGGGCUGUUCCUGCUAUGGAUACUUUGAUGAUUGUGUUAUUGUUCCUCCUCCUUUUUCUUAUUCUUUUAAAAACAGAUAAUAAAAAUCAAAUGAAGAGUAAACAAAGGCAGAAGUACAGAUGACAAAAUCAUUGUGGAUAAAGUCCUUGGGCUUGAAAGGGUGCUACCUUCUUCCCCUUUCUUGUCAUGCAGGACGAAGCAAAUGGCAGAGGGACCGUAAAUUUAACUACAGUGGCAAUGCCAACCCAAAUUGCAGCAGAAACUGUUAUCACCCAUAUGAGUCAUGCUGGCACAAGGACCACUAUGUGGAUUGUCAGGUGCCCAGAGACCAGUAUCGGAGCUCAGGAAACUCAGGAAACUUCCAGCCCAGCAGCCUCUCUCGUAAACGCCCCUAUGAUCAGUACAACAGUGAGCGCAAUUACCGGGAUUACAGGUACUGUUAUGAAGCCAAGAGACAAAGAUUAGAUGCAUUCCGGCCCCAGAAUGACCAACAAGAUUUUCAGAGGAUGUCUGACUAUAGACCUCUCUUGGGUUAUCAUGGGCAAGGGCCAUCUGACCUUUACUGGCAUUUCCACCCAGACAAAUCGGCUGAUUACAAGCAACUCCUUCCCACUCCUCCCUCCCAGGUCCCUGACCCUCACUCUCCAGUUUCUCAGAAAUCCCCACUUGAUGCCAAGUCUCCCAUCCAGCAUCGUUCACCUCUGGAUAGGCCCUUAGAGCAGAAGAACAAUCCAGAGUAUAACUGAAGUGGCUGGAAAACCUAGAGGCCCAGAAGCAGAGGCAAACGGAAAAAGCCAGUCCGGCUCGAGGAAACGCCAGUUUCAGGGCCAUCAAUGCUGGAACUAGAAAGCCUGACUAGAGUGCUGUAGAGCUUUGGGCUGUAAGAAUUGAAAGUGAGUCAGAAGAACUGGAUCCACCAAGGGGCCUAAAUUUUAGCCCCAAAUUUGCCUCCCAUCAGUAUACUGGCUGAACGUUGAGAGUGGCCUUCCCUGCACCAAGGGGCCUGUGGAGAACAAGGUCAAGUCUACCCCCUUCAUUUUGGAAUGAAGAGGUUGCAUUUGUGUCCGUUUGAUGCAUUUAUGAAGGUUUAUUGGAAGAUUGAAGGAGGAGAUUCUGGCUGCUGUUUGGUUUCUACCAGUCAUUCAGUUGCGAUAACCCUACUUGAUGCUGUUGCAUUUCCCUACAAGAUCCGGGGUAGAAGAACUUUGGUGCAUAAAGUUAUGGACUUAAAGAGAAAAUGAAAUUCCUGUGACUAAAUAUAGUAAUAUUAAUUUAUAUUUGUGACAAAGGAAUCUGCCACUCUAAGUGAUUUCCAAUGUAAAUAUGUUGCUUAUAUAUUCAAUAUUUUUUCUAUGGUUCCUGUACUUUGGGAUGUUGUACAUUAAAAGUUGAGUUUUUCAGAAA
Molecule: messenger RNA, 3893 nt
Organism: Pantherophis guttatus
Lineage: Eukaryota; Metazoa; Chordata; Lepidosauria; Squamata; Colubridae
Source: RefSeq, a predicted model, not a curated record